AUGGGCAUCCAGAGCAACGGCUUCCCCAAUAUGUUCACCAUCAACGCCGCAUCGGUCGGCAACUUUGUCCGCGCCGCGGAACCGCUGGUAGAGUGGGUGGCGGAGUGCAUCCGCUACGUGCGGGAGAACGAAUACGUCCGCAUAUCCCCAACACUGGAAGCUGAGGACGACUGGGUUACCCACGUAAACGAGGCCGGCUCCAAGAUUCUCCGGAGCCAGGCAGACUCCUGGUUUGUGGGAGCGAACAUUCCGGGCAAGGCCCGGGCGCUGCUGACCAGUCCGGACACGGCCCCGGUGAUGCGGGCCAAGCGCGCCGACGUGGCGGCCAACGGGUAUGAGGGGUUCUCGCUGGAGUGA
Molecule: messenger RNA, 357 nt
Organism: Geodia barretti
Lineage: Eukaryota; Metazoa; Porifera; Demospongiae; Tetractinellida; Geodiidae
Source: the annotation of a GenBank genome assembly